AUGGCCUCUGUUAUUGUCGUCGAGAACGAAAUCAAGGACUCGGUCAAGGAGUACGGUCUGAUCAUCGACUCCAUUCACCAGAACUCCCAGUUCUCCGAUUCAUUGAAUCAAUACUUCAACAUCCAAAAUGAGAUUACAAACAAGUCCGAAUUGGCGGCUAAGCUCCUCUCAGGCUCGCCCGCUACUACCUUGGCCAAACUAUCCGACAAGGAGUUUGAGCCUGCGUUCUACUUGCUCGUCUACCUUUUGCACGAGCUCGAAGGUACAUCUUUCGAGAAGCUCUUCGAGAAGGACUCUAAUGUUGUGAAUCUCUUGAUAGAAGCCACUCCAGCACAGGUGCCAUCUUUAAGAGACAGAAGAUCUCUCAAGCCUACUACUAUUUUGUCCAUCAUCAACACAUUUUUCAACUACUUGCCAACUACAUCGGCUACCAGAAUCUACCUCGUGGAAUUGAUCUGCAAGAUCGUUUCCGACACCCAGAUUGACUUUGCAUUGGUUCAGUCGGCCAUUGGCGACAACUUGGUGUCGUGGUUGAAGGAUGCUAAUGCUUCUGAGGCCGAGAUCAAGCGUUUGUUCUGGUUCUUUGUCAAGUUGGACAAGGCCUACACCUUGAAGUCCUUGCAGUUGAUCAAGGCCUUCACCUCCCAGUUCACCUUGUCGUUGACCGAAUUGCAUGACUUGAUUGUGUUUGCCUUGUCGUCGUCUGUGGUCGACGUUUCCUUCUUGGUGAACAACAACGUCGCUUCUGCCUUGCAGGCCAACUCUUCUGAUUCGUUGGCCCAGACAUUCACUCAGUACACCAACGGUGAGUUGGUCACCUCAGCCGCAGGUGAUUUGAGCGAGGAUGUGCAUGCCAAGUCCAAGAUCUUAGCAUUGGCCAAGUUUUUCGUACAAAGCGAUGACGCAGGCAAGAACUCAUUCCUCUACAGUGAUAUUCCAAGCGAAUUGGUGUCUUCUCCCAGCGAGUUUGAGAAGUUGUUGAUUGACUCCAUCAAGGCCGGUGUCAUCGAAGGUAAGUUGAACCAGGUGGAUGAGACCUUCUACUUGGUGAGAGUUAACCGUUUCGUGUUGGCUGGUAACCAAGAGAAGAUUGCUCACGACUGGGAAACCGUUAAGAAGUCGCUCGUACAGUGGAAGGAGUCGUUGAACAACAUCAACGAGAUUGUCAAGAACGCUAAGGACAACAUCGUCAACAACAACAACGCAAACUAA
Molecule: messenger RNA, 1212 nt
Organism: Sungouiella intermedia
Lineage: Eukaryota; Fungi; Ascomycota; Pichiomycetes; Serinales; Metschnikowiaceae
Source: the annotation of a GenBank genome assembly